GCUGAACCGGUUCGCCCCAUAGAGAGGUUUAUCCUCUAUUUGCAUGCCCUAACCAGUAAACAAUAGAGAGAGAAAAUUAUAAAACAGAACUUUUAGAGAGAGAAACUCAAAAAUCUGCAAAUUCCAGUGUCUUCAAAAUUCCACACUAACAAUUUCAAUUUUCAAUCUCCAAUCUUCAAUCACCUUCGUUCUCUAUCCACAACCGUUGAUUUCAAUUUCCAAUUUUAAUUUUGACGAAAACACGUUAGGGUUCUUAUAGAACUUCCGAAUUCGUUCAAAUCACCACUUUCAUACACGAAUUUAUCAUUUUCGUUCAUAUUCGUGAGGUGAAAUUGAAAGCUUCGUGGUUUUUUUAGGCUUUUCGUUGUUGUAUGAGAUAUAGGAUUUCGUAUUUGAUGGAUGAGAUCUGGGAGAAGGCUGUUGAAACGGCGUUAGAAGGCGAGAAGGAUCACGCUUCCGCUAAAACGCUAACACUUGACGGCGCCGUUAAGUGCGUUCAAGGACGUUUACCUCCUCCGAGCCUUCUAGAAAGGUUCCAGAACCUUCAGCAUCUUUCGAUUGCAAACGUCGGCGUUUCAUCUCUGGAGCAGUUCCCGAGGCUCCGGAGUUUGCAGAAGUUGAAUCUCUCUGAUAACCGGAUCGCCGGUGGUUUGGAGUUUUUGGUUCAGGCUGGACUUGAUUCGCUUCGUGAUCUCGAUUUAUCGAACAAUAGGAUUCAGUUUAUCGAAGAUCUUGCUCCGUUGGCGCAGGUGAAGCUUGUUUCGUUGGAUCUGUAUGAGUGUCCUGUUACUCGUGUUAAGGAUUAUCGAUCUAGGGUUUUUGGUUUGAUUAAGUCGUUGAAGUAUUUGGAUAAGAUGGAUGCGGAGGAGAAUGAGAGGCCCGAGUCGGAUGAUGAGGAAGAGGACGAUGAGGAAGAGGAGGAGGAAGAAGAGGAUGAUCCUGGGAGUGGUGAGAUUGAUGGAGGAGAGGAAGAUCGACAUUUUGGGUUGAAUAAUGGACAUGGUGAAGGUGUUGAUGUUGAUGGAGUUGUUGAUGCUGAUGAGGAUGAGGAGAGUGAUGCGGAUGAGGAGGUGACAGAGUCUUCGAGGGGAGGAGUGAAUGGGGUGAACUUGAACCAUCAGGAGAAUGGGUUUCAUGUUGCUCCUGUUGAUGUUGAAGAGGAAGAUGAUGAUGAGGAUUCUGGAGAGGAGAUUGAUGAGGAGGAGGGUGAUGAUGAUGAUGUUGUUGAGGUUCAUGCGAUUGAUGAUAGUGAUGAUGAUGAGGAUGGGGUUGAGUAUGAUGAAGAUGACGAUGAUGAUGAUGACGAGGAUGAUGAUGAGGUGGAUAAUGAUGAAGGGGAUUUUGCUGAACCUGAGAGUACUUCUGGACGGUUGGUGAGCACCGAAGGUGAGAUUGAUGGGCAUGAGCAAGGUGAGGAAGAUGGAGAUGAAGAUGACAAUGGAGAGACCGGAGAAGAUGAGAUAGCUGUAGAAGAAGAUGACGAAGAUGAUGACGAUGAUGAUGGAGAGUUUGAAGAUGAUGAUGAAGAAGAAGACUUUGGUGCUGGAUAUCUUGUUCAGCCAGUUGGACAGGCUGAGGCUCUCAAUGAUGUGGUUGUUGACACUGAUGAGGUUGAAAACGAGGACAUUGAAGAAGAGGAAGAAGUUGAUGAUGAUGAUGAAGACAACGAUGUUCAAGAAGUGUUGCCACCUCCUGCCUCUUCACACCCCAAGAGAAAGAGGGACAAUGAUGAUGAAGACGACGAGGACGAUGAAGAUGAAGAAGGAUUCACAAAGCCAUCCAAGAAGCAUCACUAACCACAGACGACGACACCAUUAUAAAUUAUGUCAUGCAUGCAUGUUCUUGUUCUGUGAUGACUUCCAAGUUAUUGGAAGCAGAGAAACCUCAGUUUAGAUAAUAGAACAAUGGUUAGUUUGUAGGAGAAGAAUUUAGCUGUUGGACAGAGGACAUAUUAGGAAAAAGAAUUGUGUGUUGGUUGGGUGGAAAUGUGUUAAGUUCAAAAAAUCGUUAGUGUUUUUUCCCUCUUGCCUUUCACAUAUAGCCGUUUGCUAAAUUAAUCAAAUUUUCAAAUGGCAGUUACCAUCAUGAGUUUACCGCUCAUGUGCUCAAUGCAGGUAUGUGUUUGGCUCGUAAAAAAGGAGUUUGCUGAUUCUUGGAGGGAACCAAAGAGUGCGAACCUUUUAAAAUUUUCCCAAAACCUCUCUAGCUUAAUGGAAGCACUUUUUGGCGGCAGAAAAAAGCUUGUAAAACAAACACAUGUAGAUAUUAUAGGUCUUAUGAAAAUGAUUCCUAUGAAGCAAGUUGGGUGGAAUUGUAAUGACGUGGCCAGUUCAUAAAUUAUUGCCAUUGUUACGUGGA
Messenger RNA from Trifolium pratense (red clover), 2358 nucleotides. RefSeq names its product acidic leucine-rich nuclear phosphoprotein 32-related protein. The transcript is spliced from 2 exons. Bases 372 to 1796 code for a protein of 474 amino acids. NCBI's taxonomy places the organism in Eukaryota, Viridiplantae, Streptophyta, Magnoliopsida, Fabales, Fabaceae. The record is from RefSeq and is a predicted model, not a curated record. Gene Ontology annotation, cellular component: nucleus. Gene Ontology annotation, molecular function: histone binding.